CCCACCUCAUAUAUCCAUGCAAGGAGGGUUUAGUUCUCGGACAAUCGGGGGCUGGUGUUAGAGGGAGAGGGUCGAUCCGGUCCGGAUCGUCGUCUCCCUCUCGCCAUCCUCUGUCCACUAGGGUUAGGGUUUUAUAAAACCAUCUGUCGACUUAUAGAUCUCGAACACACCCCAAUGCCAUCUAUUUCCCUUUAGGUUGGCGUUGAACGGGAAGAAUGGAGAACAUGAAUGGGGCAGCCAGUUUCAGGGGGAAACGAUCGGGAUUAGAAGAGGAGGCACGGCAUAGAAGCCCUGAUGAGAUAACGGAGGAGGAUUUUGCAUGGGUGGCGGAAAUAGUUGACGAGACAGAGACUCCGAUUAAGAAAAACACUUCUCCCAGGCCUUUGAGGUUCAUUCGCGGGCCUACUUGGUUUUCAAAUAAAUCUCUUCACUAUGACGAAACUUGGCGUCAGUAUCUGGAGGAAAUCUCUCUAGGGCUCAGCAUUGGGAGAAAUUCUAAUGGCCUUCACGCUGCACAGGGGAAUGCUUCGACAUCUAAUGCCGCCCCUGAAGGUUCAACAAGUUGCCCAGACAGGAGGAAUGCCUUUCAGGCCAAGCACGCUCAAUCAGAUUCAGAUUCAAGACGGGCUAGACAGCAACCUCCUCGAAGGUCUCGGGGUUUGAAAUUUCAAUGUUUUAAUGAACUGGAGAGCAGCAUUCAGGCGUUGCAGGAUGUAACAGGGGAGUUCUUAAAUGCAUUGGGACUUCUAGAUCGGAUGUGCUUAUUAAGCUUUGAAAAUAUGAUCAUGAGGCAGCGAAUCGAGAAUACAUUUCAAGCAGAGCUUAUAAGAGGCUAUCUGUACGACAAUUAUCUGCAAGAGAUGGCUCGUCUUCAUGCACUGUUUCAGCAGCAGAUGUAUCCGCAGCCUUCUUCAUCCCAGCGUCGUUUUAAUAAUGGCAGAAACCUUAAUCCCCAGUCUGCUAAUAAGUCCUUGAAGCAUUAAGAGACAGACAACUGUAACUGGUCUCCGUGUGUAAUAAUCAUUUGUUAUGAGUUUGAGUGAUGGUUUGAUAUUGUGCUUUCUCCCAUUGGUGUUUGGUUUUCAGUUGUGUGACUCAUCAAGAGCUAUGGAUGUUCGGUGCCAAAUUGAAGGUAGUCGUUUCAGCAUUCGGAACCAUUUGGUGCCAUGCAUGUGACGAUCAGGAAAGGAAGGCGAAGGCAUCAUCUCCUUGGGCUCUUCACUGCUGAUUCUUGUUUUCUUUUGUUUUGAGAAUAAUAUAAUGAAAUUGAUGUACUGAAUAGUAAUGUUGUUUUUGUGGGAAGAGCAUUUUGUUUGUUGGUUUAAAG
Phalaenopsis equestris is the source of this 1327-nucleotide messenger RNA. RefSeq lists its product as uncharacterized. The coding region runs from base 216 to 983 and encodes 255 amino acids. The transcript is spliced from 8 exons. The record is from RefSeq and is a predicted model, not a curated record. NCBI's taxonomy places the organism in Eukaryota, Viridiplantae, Streptophyta, Magnoliopsida, Asparagales, Orchidaceae.